GUACUCCGGGCGUCGGGAAAACCACGCUCGGGAAAGAACUUGCGUCAAGAGCUGGGAUGACCUACAUUAAUGUGGGUGACAUGGCAAAAGAAGGAGAACUGUAUGAAGGUUUUGAUGAGGAAUAUGAUUGUCCAAUUUUGGAUGAAGACCGGGUAAUUGAUGAACUAGAAGAUAAAAUGAGCGAAGGUGGAGUUAUUAUCGAUUAUCAUGGCUGUGAUUUUUUUCCUGAACGGUGGUUUCAUAUGGUAUUUGUACUUCGUACAGAAAAUUCAUUUCUGUAUGACAGACUUGAAAGCAGGGGCUACAAAGGGAAAAAGCUGCAAGACAACAUUCAGUGUGAAAUUUUUCAGACGCUUUAUGAGGAAGCUAUGUUGUCAUAUAGAGAGGAAAUUGUACACCAGCUACCCAGCAACACUCCAGAAGACCUAGAGAGAAAUUUGGAUCAGAUUAUGCAAUGGAUUGAGCAAUGGAUGAAGGACAACAACUGA
Messenger RNA from Pelecanus crispus (Dalmatian pelican), 488 nucleotides. NCBI's taxonomy places the organism in Eukaryota, Metazoa, Chordata, Aves, Pelecaniformes, Pelecanidae. The record is from RefSeq and is a predicted model, not a curated record.